AUGGCUUCGCAGCGAUCGAAUCAGUUCAUUGAAGAGUACGCGGGUCCAGUCAGCCUGUACGCCUACCUGGCGCAGCGAUGGAAGGUUUGUCCCAUCUUUCUUCGGAGGAACCUAUCCUACAAGAGGAAGCACGAGGACGCCGAGAAGAAGAGGGGGGACCGGGGACUGGCAGUGAGCAAGGACAAGCAGGGUUCAAACUUGUCGGAUAGCCCGACACACCAGACAGCCCACACGGACCCGGGGGAGAACAAGGAAGUGCAGGAGUCGGUCAACCUGCGGAGAUUUAUCAGCUCCUCGAGGAAGAGUCACCUGACGUUCCGGCUGAGAUUCAACGAGGGUUCACAGGAGAGGUAA
Molecule: messenger RNA, 354 nt
Organism: Guillardia theta CCMP2712
Lineage: Eukaryota; Cryptophyceae; Pyrenomonadales; Geminigeraceae
Exons: 1
Coding region: 1-354 (117 amino acids)
Source: RefSeq, a predicted model, not a curated record